This is a messenger RNA of Sinocyclocheilus rhinocerous, 1507 nucleotides long. RefSeq names its product homeobox protein HMX3-like. Gene Ontology annotation, cellular component: nucleus. Gene Ontology annotation, biological process: regulation of transcription by RNA polymerase II. The transcript has 2 exons. The coding region runs from base 265 to 1158 and encodes 297 amino acids. NCBI's taxonomy places the organism in Eukaryota, Metazoa, Chordata, Actinopteri, Cypriniformes, Cyprinidae. Gene Ontology annotation, molecular function: DNA-binding transcription factor activity, RNA polymerase II-specific; RNA polymerase II transcription regulatory region sequence-specific DNA binding. The record is from RefSeq and is a predicted model, not a curated record.
AUUUUUAUUUCAUCAUUAGCAUCUGGCGCCAGACGGACGCGGUGAGCAUCAUUUUCACCAAGGAACUCUCGAAAGAUGAUCAGCAAGAUUAAUAUUGUUUAUCUCGCUCCGCAUUGUUGUCUUUCGUUUUAACGUCAGUGCCGACCGUAAACAACCGCGUUUAAGUUCCCACUACUGGAAGAGUUUACCAAGGACCUUCAAAUUGUUAACAUAUUUUUUUAAGCCUUUUUCAGAAAAUAAUAUAACCCCGAAUUUCAAGCCAACAUGCCCGAAACAACCCAGGAUACAUGUGCUUCGGUGAAAGACUCUCCAUUCUUCAUUAAAAAUCUUCUAAAUUCUGACAAUAAGCCGCCAAAGCCUAAGCCUAUUUUGGCAUCAACUAAAGCAGGACUUGAUGGCAGCUUCUCGCUCUCUCAGUUUGGGGAAUUAAACUUUCCUCGCUUUGAGUUGCCGACCCAGCGCUUUGCGUUACCGGCUUAUCUUGAGCGUGCCUCGGCGUGGUGGUACCCGUACACACUCAGUGCAUCUGCGCAUCUUCACAGAACAGAAGCAGCACAAAAAGCGAGAGACUCCUCACCGAUCACAGGCACUGACCGAGAUUCACCUGAGCUCGUGCUCAAAUCAGACCCGGAUGCCAAAGACGAUGAAGACGACAACAAAAGUGGUGACGAGAUUGUCCUCGAGGAGAGUGACACUGAAGAGGGUAAAAAAGAAGGCGGCGUGGACGACUGGAAGAAGGGUGACGACGGCGCGGACAAGAAACCUUGCCGGAAAAAGAAAACUCGCACGGUGUUCUCGCGGAGUCAGGUGUUCCAGCUGGAGUCCACAUUCGACAUGAAACGCUACCUCAGCAGCUCAGAGCGCGCGGGCCUUGCUGCCUCGCUUCACCUCACAGAGACCCAAGUCAAAAUCUGGUUUCAAAACCGCAGAAACAAAUGGAAACGUCAGCUGGCCGCAGAGCUAGAGGCCGCCAACUUAAGCCACGCAGCAGCGCAAAGGAUUGUGAGAGUACCCAUCCUGUAUCACGAGAACUCGUCUUCUGAGAGCUCCAACACAGCGGGAAACGUGCCCGUAAGCCAGCCGCUGCUGACUUUCCCUCAUCCGGUUUACUACUCGCAUCCCAUCGUCACCUCCGUACCCCUCCUCAGACCGGUUUGAGAGGACUAGAGAUGACUUUUUCUAUGUAACUAUGUAACUAAAACGAUUUUACAAAGACUCGAGAAGAGGGAAAGAGAACAGGGGGAAAUGAAACGAAGAGACGAAUUAUUUUUGUUUAAAAAAUAAUUAAAAAAGAAAGAAAAGAAAAGAAAAGAAAAAUUGUACAAAGACGCACUAUCAUGCAUUUGAGCCCUACAUUUUUUUUUAUAACUCAUAAAAACUACCCAUAAAACUACACACGAAUAAGGCGAAUGUUUAGAGGCCUACAUUUCUAAUGUUGAUGUUGGUUGGUGGUGAAUUACAAUGACUUCGUUAAUUUACUUUCAUUAUUAUUAUUAUUAUUAUUAUU